UGUGUGUGUAUAAGAGUACAGACUGAGGAUGGGCAAUGCAGCUAGCAGCAUGGAGAUGUCUCCGGCGAAGGAGAUUAAAAGCCAACCCACGGCGUCGUCACCCCUGCCCCCCAAGCAGCCGGCGCCCCCCAAACAACCUAUGCCAAGCUCUGGGGAACUGGAAGAACGAUUCACCCACGUACUGAAUUCCAUGAACUUGCCGCCAGACAAAAUGAAGCUACUGAGCCAGUAUGACAACGAAAAGAAAUGGGAGUUGAUCUGUGACCAGGAAAGGUUUCAGGUCAAGAACCCGCCUUCUGCCUACAUCCAGAAACUGAAGAGCUACCUGGACACGGGUGCAUUCAGCGGAAAGUUUAAGAGACGGGCUCAAGAGUCCACCCAGAUUCUUCGGGAGCUGGAGAUAUCUUUGAGGACAAACUACAUAGGCUGGGUCCAGGAAUUCCUGAACGAAGAAAACAAAGGACUCGAUGUGUUGGUGGACUACCUCGCCUUUGCCCAGUGCUCUGUCACGUAUGAUAUGGACAGCACUGACAAUGGGAGCCCUGGGUCCGACAAGGGGAAGGCCCUGGACAGAUCUAUGGAGGACCUCAGCAGAAGCAGCAACUCCCCUACGCAGGGCUCCUCCAAAACAAGGCACCUGACUGUCAGGUGUUGCCAUUUGAACCAGCAGCUCCAAACAUUCUUUCAGCAAGUCCACCCAAGCAUCCCCUCCUCCAGCGCCCCCGGGAGCGAGCAGGACUCUAGGCCCAGGCCUCCUCUCAACUCCUACUCACCGCGACUCAAUCUGGCACACAGCAGGAAGGCGCUGAGGAACUCGCGCAUCGUCAGCCAGAAGGACGAUGUCCACGUGUGCAUCAUGUGCCUCCGUGCCAUCAUGAAUUACCAGUCCGGCUUCAGCCUCGUGAUGAACCACCCAGCCUGUGUCAAUGAAAUCACACUGAGCCUCAACAACAAGAACCCCAGGACUAAAGCCCUCGUCCUGGAGCUGUUGGCGGCUGUCUGCUUGGUCCGAGGGGGACACGACAUCAUCCUGGCUGCGUUUGACAAUUUCAAAGAGGUCUGCGGUGAGAAGAACCGCUUUGAGAAGCUGAUGGAAUAUUUCCGAAAUGAAGACUGCAACAUUGAUUUCAUGGUUGCUUGCAUGCAGUUCAUCAAUAUUGUGGUUCACUCUGUGGAGAACAUGAAUUUCCGGGUCUUCUUGCAAUAUGAGUUCACACAGUUGGGACUGGAUGAUUACCUAGAGAAGCUGCGCUAUUCGGAGAGUGACAAGCUGCAGGUGCAAAUCCAAGCCUACCUGGACAACAUAUUUGAUGUGGGCGCCCUGCUGGAGGACACCGAAACCAAAAACGCUGUCCUGGAGCACGUGGAGGACUUGCAGGAGGAAGUUGGACAGCUUGCUGAGAAACUCCAGGAUGCCGAGAACGAAUCCAUGGCCAAAGUCGCAGAGCUGGAGAAGCAGCUGUGCCAGUCGCGCCGCGAGGUGGAGGCCCUGAGAGCACGGACCAUGGGCAAUGAGCAGGAUAGGACAAACAGCCCAAGGAGUCCCUCUUUGCUACAAAUGCCACAGCCCCAGGGGUCCCUGCAGUACCCUGCCUUGGAGCGCAAACUAGAGGAACUUGAAGACAAGGGGCUAAUCCGGAUCCUGCGCGGACCUGACGGAGAUGUCAUUGUUGGCAUUGAGGUCAUCCCGGUCAUUGUGGAAGCCUCAGGAGCCUCUUCAGUUACCAUUGAUGCACCUUCGUCAACCAGCACAGAUUUUCCUUCGCCGUCCACAUCUCCUGUUCCUCCUCUUGCCCCUGAAAUCCCACCAGCCCCGCCCCUGCCUUUCACCAAGGACAGCAGCUCCCUGGUUCCUUCAUCCUCUCAAGAGGAAGCUCCUCCUCUUCCCCCUCCAGCUCCGCCUCUUCCGGGGAUCAGCGUCCCUCCUCCUGCCCCGCCGCUUCCUGCGGUAGGAACUACAGCUCCUCCUCCACCACCGCCACCACCCCUCCUGCCAGCGGACGGUCCGGUUCCUCCUCCUCCCCCCCCUCCGCCGAUGGCUGAUGGUGCAAAUCUCCCAGGAGUCACAGUAACCUCAGCUGUCAAGAUCAAGAAGCCAAUACAAACGAAAUUCCGGAUGCCCAUCUUCAACUGGGUGGCUCUGAAGCCCAACCAGAUCAACGGCACGGUCUUCAACGAACUCAAUGACGAGAAGGUCCUUCAGGAGCUUGACAUGAACGACUUUGAGGAGCAGUUCAAAACCAGAGCUCAAGGCCAGGCCCGUGAGCUCCCUGCCCUGAAGGCAAAGGCUUCCCAGAAGAAAGCCCCCAGCAAAGUGAUGCUGAUUGAAUGCAACCGGGCCAAGAACCUGGCCAUCACUCUUCGCAAGGCGGGGCUCAGCAUCGACGGCAUUUGCAAGGCCAUCCAGGUAUAUGACCAGCAGUCCCUCAGCCUUGACUUCUUGGAGUUGUUGAUGCGCUUCAUCCCCACGGAAUACGAGCUGACGGUGAUUCGCAGGUACGAGAAGGAGCAGCGGCCGCUGGACGAGCUUUCGGAUGAGGACCAGUUCAUGAUUAAAUUCAGCAAGAUCCCUCGCCUGGCGGAACGCAUGAACAUCAUGACCUUCCUGGGCAACUUCGGAGACACCGUCCAGCUCCUUCUACCCCAACUCAAUUCCAUCAUUGCUGCUUCGAUGUCGCUCAAGGCUUCUACCAAACUGCGCCAGAUUUUGGAGAUUGUCCUGGCAUUUGGGAACUACCUGAAUAGCAGCAAGCGGGGAGCGGCCUAUGGGUUCCGCCUGCAGAGCCUUGAUGCCCUCCUGGAUAUGAAAUCCACAGACCGGAAGCAGACGCUGCUUCAUUACAUUGUGCGAGUGAUCCAGGAGAAAUACUCUGACCUCACAAACUUCGCCAAUGACCUGCACUUCCUGGAAAAAGCAGCAGCAGUAUCCCUGGACAGUGUGCUCCAAGAUGUGCGGGGCCUACAGAAGGGCAUGGAGCUCACGCGCAAAGAGUUCAUGCGCCAGGAUGACAGCGCUGUGCUCAAGGACUUCCUCAAGGCCAACACAGAAGUGAUGGAGAAGCUCCAGGCCGAUGGCAAAACUGCGCAGGAUGCCUACGAGUUGACAGUGGAGUAUUUCGGGGAAAACCCAAAGACUACCCCUCCGACAAUGUUCUUCCCCACGUUUGUGCGCUUCGUCAAGGCAUACAAGAAAGCGGAAGAAGAUAUCCAGUUGUGGAAGAAGCAGGAAGCAGCGGCCAAAGUGGAGGAGGUGAACUCCCUCAACCAGGAGGAAAAGGCAGCUCCAAAGUCUCCCACCCACAAGGCCAAGCGGCAGCAGAUGGACCUCAUUUCUGAGCUGAAGAAGAAGCAGCUGGUGAAGGAGCCCCUCAUUUAUGAGGAGAAAGAUGGAGCCAUCGAGGACAUUAUUACAGGCCUGCGCAACCAGCCGUACCGGCGGGGGGACACCGGUCGGCACAGCGCCAGGAAACGGGCCGUGGGGCAGACGCUGCAGGUGACUGCCGACAUCUCGCUGUGACAGCCCCGAAUGAGAACAGCAAGCUAGCCAAGCCUUGGUUUGGAGGUGCGAGGCAAGGACUGGGGGGGUUCCUGGCCGACGGGCUUGGACCAAAAGCUCCUCACACCAAGGAACAGCAAAAACUCAGGGCAGGGCGAUCCCUUCCCU
Lacerta agilis (Sand lizard) is the source of this 3664-nucleotide messenger RNA. RefSeq names its product formin like 1 (gene FMNL1). Gene Ontology annotation, cellular component: cytosol. The record is from RefSeq and is a predicted model, not a curated record. The transcript is spliced from 27 exons. NCBI's taxonomy places the organism in Eukaryota, Metazoa, Chordata, Lepidosauria, Squamata, Lacertidae. Gene Ontology annotation, molecular function: actin filament binding; small GTPase binding. Gene Ontology annotation, biological process: cell migration; cortical actin cytoskeleton organization; regulation of cell shape. The coding region runs from base 29 to 3517 and encodes 1162 amino acids.